This is a messenger RNA of Cantharellus anzutake, 813 nucleotides long. RefSeq lists its product as uncharacterized. NCBI's taxonomy places the organism in Eukaryota, Fungi, Basidiomycota, Agaricomycetes, Cantharellales, Hydnaceae. The coding region runs from base 18 to 599 and encodes 193 amino acids. The record is from RefSeq and is a predicted model, not a curated record. The transcript is spliced from 4 exons.
CGUCAACCUGGUCAAGGAUGCCCCCAACGACGCUGAGUCGGUGCAAAAACUGGUCUCUAAUCGAAGGCACAUAUAAGGUUCCUGCCGUUUGUGCGAAAAAAAAAGCGGCCGCGCCUGGCGCCGCCAUCCCUUUUUCGGCAACUCCAGCGCGACCGUUUCGCCACACCGACGCGCCUGCACUUGAAGUGACAUGUAAACAGGGUAUGAUUAAGUUUUUACUACAGGCUCUCCGCGAUCAUCGUUCGGGUAAGGUCCUGCCGCUAGACGCCAAGACCCCCGGGGACGAGCGCUUGGUGAUGGUUUACAGCGACAUCAAACCUCCAAACUUCCUCAUCGACCCUCCGACUUAUCGAUUUUGGCGGUAUCAGCGCACCACUUCAACACACCAAAGAUACAUUCAUCACCCACAUUGCCGAGUUUUUGGGUUGGAGUCAAGUCCGAUAAAUCUUUGGCGAUGGAAGCGGCUACAGGGUUGGACUAUUGGCCAAAUCCGGACCGGGGCAAGAGGUUUGGUAAGCCAUUCCUCUGCCGAACGUCAGAUUACGAGUCGACGUUGGCUAAAGGCAUGGACAAGAAUGAUUCCCCAGUGCAGAACUUGAAGGUUACAUCUCGUCGAGUUCAUUCCGCAAGGGCGUAGACUUUUAAUCUAGUGCUGAUGGAUGCUGUCUCAGUCUUGGUCUGUAUACUUGUAAACAACACAAAUGGGUACUCACGCCGUGUCGGAAAGUAUGGAGGUUUCCUUCCUUCACUUCUGUAGCUUCAUCUCCGAUAACGCUGUUUAUGAUCGGAGCAUUCACAUGUCUAUUUUCUCGG